ACCGACGACCAUAAAUAGUGCAGAGGUCUCUGCAUGAGACUAAUACCACUCUCUUAAAUAUUUAGCGGUUUGCUGAUUGUCCUAUCCGUGUCCUUAACAUUGACGUCUACAGAACGUCUAAGAGGUUUGAAGGGAUUGGGGAAAAUCUCUUUGUCGUCAAGGCAUAACCUUGUGGUAUUUUUGUACAGUUUAAAGACCUCCCCACGUUGAAAAGUCGUUAUGCUGUAGUGGAUGUUGUAUCAUAUUUCGCGUUAUGACAGCGGACCGUGUACCAAAAUAACGGUGUCUGUCGAGAGUGACGCGAUACCUUAGAUCGAUCGCUCAUUUGUUGUGCAUCAUCUAGAGGGGGGUAAUGAAAUGUGGAUCGCUUCGCAAGGCAAAGGUCGGCGGUGGCAGUGAACUUCUGUAGGUGCGUCUUGUGAAAAGCAGACCGUUCUCGGAACUACGUGACCCUAAGCUUUCGGCACGUCAUUUUUCGCAAAUUCCGGAGUCAUCAUUAAGAGAGACGACGCGGAAACAACAAUGGUGAAAGUGCGCUUCGGUCUGGUUACCUAUGUGGAGGAGGAUGUCACUGUCUCCUUGGUCGGUUCAGUGAAGGAGCUAGGGGGAUGGAACCUGUCGAAAGCCAUCCCUCUUCACCCGGCGGUUCCCCCCGAGACCACCGCCGAGCCUUCCUUCUGGGUCUGCGACGUCGAACUCUACAGGGGAAGCGAGCCCGCCAUCUUUCAGUACAAGUUCGUCAGGAGGGCCGCUGGUGGGGAGGGGGGCGAGUGGGAAUGGGAGGGGAGCGGCCCCGGUCACAACAGAUGGUGGAUCCCGGAGGAAGAGGAGAAGAACAUGGUGGGGAACGGCGUGUACCUGACCCCGGUGGCCACGUGGAAGGAGCCGGACGGAGACCCGCACACUCUGGAGCACACGGCGAGCUUCUACUACAACAUCUGCGACUCGCGGACCAUGCACUACUCGGAGGUGGUGGAAAACCUGUGGGUGGGGUCCUGUCCCCGCAUCCCUGCGCACAUCACACACGGGAUGAAGACAGCCCUGGGCGUCACGGCAGUCAUCAACCUACAGAAGGAGGAGGACGUCUGUACAGACUCCGCAGGCUGCUGCCCUGAAGUUCGCUGUACAGACGUCCCUGAAAACCUCUCUCAGCUGUAUGCAGAACACGGCAUCUCCUAUCUCUGGAUUCCGGCUAACGACUGGGAUCCUAAGAGCAAGGUUGGAGUGCUCCCCGCCGCCGUGUACAAGCUAUGGGAACUCCUGAAGAGCGGCCACCACGUCUACGUCUACUGCAACGCCGGCAUCAUCCGGUCCGUGCUGGUCGUCUGUGGGUACCUGUACUACGUCCUGGGCUGGCCGUACAGAGUCAUGGAGUACCACGUGUGCUCACAACGGCCUGUGGCCUGCGUCGAUCAAGACAUCAUCCUAGAAGCCGAGAAAGAGUUUCAAGAGAAGUUCGGGAGCGACGUCCUAGCGGAGAGAUGCACGGAGAGUCCUCGGUCGUACCAACCUCAGCCGCCGCCGAAGAUACCCGCUAUACAAGCGGCACAAAGUGAACAGCAACCUACCGAACAGAACGCCGAUGAGGAAGACCCUCACUUCGUAGCUAAAACUAAAAUAGUUCUCCGUAGAACGGUGGAUUUUCCAUCGGAAGAGGGGGAAGAGUAAGGUUCGAAUCCAAAGUAAUUAAUUUAGUUCAAUGUGGGUUGUUACUGAAAACGUCUUAAGUACUUUGAACUGUUGUUUUCCUUUGAAAUACUUUGGAAUGAUAGUUAAGUUUGCAUAUGUACGUAUCGC
Messenger RNA from Branchiostoma belcheri (Belcher's lancelet), 1797 nucleotides. Its product is annotated as laforin-like. Gene Ontology annotation, cellular component: nucleus; cytoplasm. The transcript has 2 exons. The record is from RefSeq and is a predicted model, not a curated record. Gene Ontology annotation, molecular function: protein tyrosine phosphatase activity; starch binding; protein tyrosine/serine/threonine phosphatase activity. Lineage: Eukaryota; Metazoa; Chordata; Leptocardii; Amphioxiformes; Branchiostomatidae. The coding region runs from base 523 to 1668 and encodes 381 amino acids. Gene Ontology annotation, biological process: protein dephosphorylation.